AUGUGUACGGGCACUCUCUUAACUUACGUUAUAUUUAGUGGUACAUCACCGCAAAAUAGUAUCGAUGAUAUACUGUAUCGGAUGAGUCAAGCUGAACAAAUUGGUCAUUAUGUAUUAAGUCAAUUAUACACUCAAAUAUUAAUUGAUAAAUCUAAAUCCAGAGAUACCAAAGCAAAUGAAACUUAUAUUAAAAACUUUAUUUUUUGUAAUUUAAAUGAAAGUUAUUGCAACGAAUUAGAUGGCGUACAAAAAUUUUCAGUAAUUGUGUACAAUCCAUCUUCAUUUACAUCCCACAUUUGGUUACGAAUACCUGUUCAACAAUCUUACACUUUAGAUAUCAAUAAAAUAAGAAAAUAUUCAAUUGAUGUCAAUCAAAUUGGAAUUAUUAAAAUGUCAUCAAUUUUUUUGUCUAUACCGCUGAAUGAAAAUAGAACAGCAGAAUAUGAAGUAAUUGUAAGAGUUACCAUUCCACCGCUCAGUAUUCAAGUGGUACCAUUUAAAGCAACAGAUAAUACAUUGAUAAAUCAAAUGGAAAAAUCUGUUAUAAACAAGAAAGCAUGUUCAAUCGAAAAUGAAGCCUACAUAAUCAAUAUAAAUAAAUUAGGCACAAUUAAAUCAAUUUAUAUUAAAAGUAUUAAUAAAAAUGUCGAAUUAAAACAACGAUUUGGUUAUUAUUACAAAGGCUAUGAAGAAAUUGUUCAAGUUUAUUCACAAUAUGCAAAUCAAUCUAUUCGAUUAUAUGAAAAAACGCCUUAUAUUGAAUUCGAUUGGAUAGUUGGACUGUUAAAUUCAAAGUAAGUGAUCAAUUCAAUAUCAAAAUAAUUCGUAUAGAAAUUCAAAUUUCUGGUUAGUGUUGAAUUUAUUACAACAUAUUAUAUUGGAGAAUUACAGAAUCAUGGUGUAUUUUAUACUGAUUCAAAUGGGCGACAGAUCAUGAAACGAAUGUCAGUAAACAAUUGUUUUAUAUCUGAAUUAAUUUUUUGUAGAUUUUUUUUGAUUUUAGUCGAGAUAAAAGAGAUGGAUAUCGUUUUACUCAAACAGAAACGCUCAAUUGUCUUAAUGUCUGUUAAACGAUACAUAUGCUUAGGACAUACCGAAAGUAGUGAGGGAGGUGCUUU
This is a messenger RNA of Didymodactylos carnosus, 1118 nucleotides long. The record is from the annotation of a GenBank genome assembly. Lineage: Eukaryota; Metazoa; Rotifera; Eurotatoria; Philodinida; Philodinidae.